UCGCGGCUGCUGGGCAGGGCUCCAGAAGAGCAGCAGCAACAAACAAGGAGGCAGGAGUUCAAAGUUAGCAACGGGUUGCACAACUUCGACGCUGGGUGACUAUUAACAAGCUGGAGUAGCAGCAGCAGCAGCAGCAGGAACGCCAGCGAGACAGCAACGCGCCAGCCAGCCAGAGCUUUCUUCUGGGACCUGUUUGAUGUUCUCCUCCUGCCUUUGGGACCUACCAUGGCUCCUUUUGGAAGGAAUCUCUUAAAGACCCGGCACAAAAAUAGGUCACCAGAAAAAGAGAUGGGUUCUACAGAGCGAGAAAUUGUGGUCUGGGUUUGUCAGGAAGAGAAAAUUGUUAGCGGAUUGACAAAGCGCACAACUUGCACUCAAGUAAUUGAAGCUCUGCUUGAGGAACAUCAAGCCACCUACGCAGAAAAGAAGUUUCUUUUUGGACAGCCCAAGGAUUACUGCAUCAUAGAAAAAUGGAGAGGUUCUGAGAGGGUCCUUCCACCGCUCACUAAAAUGCUGAGACUCUGGAAAGCCUGGGGGGAAGAGCAGCCUAAUUUGCACUUUGUCUUGGUCAAGGCAGAUGCCUUCCCCCCGUUUCCAUUGUGGAGGACAGCUGAAGCCAAGCUCGUACCAAAUCUUGAAAAACCCUGGGACCUGAGCCCGGCCAAUUACAUGAAGAUGUUGCCAGUGGACAAGCAAAAGAGGAUUGUUAGGAAAACCUUCCGGAAGCUGGCCAAACUUAAACAAGAAGGAGUCCUGCAAGAGAGGGACAACAUAGAGACUCUCAUCCACUUGAUCCUUUCUCAGGACCACACCAUUCACCAGCAAAUCAACAGAAUGAAGGAACUGGAUCUAGAAAUCGAACAGUGUGAAGCCAAAUUUCACCUAGAUCAGCUUGAAGGUGAUGGAGGAAAUUAUGUGCAGGAGUCUUAUUUAAUGGCGACAUCCAGUGAUGCUGAAGAAGAAACAGACAUGCCUCGCAGCAACCAGCAGAUGCCAGAAAGCUCGGGCAAAGGAGAGGGGUUGUUACAAGUGGAAGAAGGACUAAAGCACCACAAAGAGCUUAUUGAAAAGCUCUCUGCGGAAAUUGAACGAGAGGUUAAUGACAUUGGAAGAAAUGGAGACAUGAGGACAGAGGAACCGCCUAAGGAGGAAAUGGAGAGUUCCGAUGUAGGAAGUGUCAAGAAUGAACUGGAGAAAAGCAUGAAAGAUGCCUUAAGGAUCCAUUCUCAACUAAACUGCAUCCAGCAGGAGUUAAAAUAUAGGGACCUGAUGCUUCAAAAGAAGGAAAAGGAGUAUGAACUGAUUGUGGAAGAGCUUAAUGCUUUGCAUGCUAAGGCCAAAAGUGAAAUCAGGCACCCACCCAAUGAGGAGCAAGCAAAGGACAGUGAAAUUUCCACCAAGAGUUUUACAGGGACUGAUCUCCUUCACAAAGUGACUAGUCUAGACAUAAAUGAUACAGACUCUGAUACUGGAAUCAGUUCCACUCACAGUCAGGACUCGGAAACAGCAAUAGGGGAGACGUUGCUGUUGUCUACAUAGCUAAAAACUGUCCUUGCUUUCCUGAGAACAAAUUAGUAAUAUAUAAUGCCCUGGAGAAACAUUAGGAUGAGGUAGAUAAGUGGUAUCUUCUUAUGGGGCCAAGUUCUGGUGGCAUAAGAGCUUCCAAGUUAGAGAACUCCUUGUCAUAAAAAUAAAAAUUAUAGCUGAUUUUCAUAUGUUCUAAACUCACUGAUAGAAAUAAUUUAGUUUAGCAAAGUUCCUGUAGGACAGUUCAGAGGCAUUUAAUAAUAAUAAAAACCAAAUAGACUUUGGUGGCGAUGAACUGAAAUCUUAAUCUAAAUCAGGAGAAGCAGCUACCCUAUGGGUUAUACAGUAUACAUUUGUACAUCAUCUGUUUGUACACCAGUUUUCCGUGAAGUAUUGUUUCUCAGUAUUUUACAUAGAACCCACUGCCAAUGCAUUAUAACAUCUCUGGUGAUGAUAACCUUGCUCACUUGACCAUAUAAAAGACCAGUGUGGACAUCACAUUAUACAUGUUAUAACCUUUGAAAGAUCUUCCCUGCCCUGUGUGCAGAGCAAAGCUGACAAACGUAGGGUUAGGCCUAGCCAUAGAAGGGGGAAGGGGAAUUAUUUGAUGAACCAUAAACUCCAUAUACAAUAUACCUGGGACUUUGUUAUGCACAAAACAAUAUUUAGGAGUUUCCACAACUUUGAGUUGCAGUAGUUCCUUAUGAGCACCUUUACCCAUUGUUUGCUUCUGAAAAAUUGGUCUUCCAUCUCUCUGAAGCUGAUGCACAUUUUACAGAUCAGCUGCUUCUUUCCUCCAUAUUAUUCAGCUGAAGAGUAAAUGAAUAGGUUUUACACUGCCACAGGACGAAAUAAGACCUGGGACCCUUUAUUUGGUAUAUUGCUUAUUGUUACUGCAAACGUCCAACAAAAUGUAUCCGAUAUCAAGGUCCUGGGCAUGAAGACAUAGACAAGAAUGAAUUUCGUUAGCUCCUGAACUGAUAUUUUAGACCAGGCCUGUCAAAAUGUUAGACACAGGCUUCAAGCAGUAUGUAUGCCAUCUGUUUAAAAAAAAAAAAACUGGUCGGCUACAGUACAUGGCUGCCAGAUGGAACACCUGUGUGAGAAGCCUGCUUUUAGACAACAACAAAAUAGAAAUAUUUAGAAUGCCUAAACAGAAGCUAUCUUCAUUGCAUUCUAAUUGGGAGGUUUGUUUGUUUUCAAAAUGGCUGGGAAAAGACACUUGAUAAAACCUUUCUAAAAAUUAUGGUUUGGUUUUAAUUUGUAUUGCUUAUGUUAUUGUAAUCCACCCCAGAACCUUAAGGUGAAGGUUGGUUAAUAAAUCUAAUAAUAAUAGCUUGACAAGGAAAACCUUUUUCUGAAUUCUUCAGGCUACGGUCAGGAUGUUAUGAAGAGAUUUUUCAUUUAGAAUUUUUGGUUGACUGCCUUUUUUAAAAAAAAUGUGGCUGCAUUGUUUGACAUGAUAUUAAAUGCUUUAUUAUUGAGCUUUCUAAACUAUCAUUUCUUAAUGGAAACACAUAAAUUACUGGCCAGCUA
Messenger RNA from Podarcis muralis (Common wall lizard), 3063 nucleotides. It is a transcript of the gene RASSF9, whose product is annotated as Ras association domain family member 9. Gene Ontology annotation, cellular component: recycling endosome; trans-Golgi network transport vesicle membrane; cytosol. Gene Ontology annotation, biological process: intracellular transport; signal transduction. NCBI's taxonomy places the organism in Eukaryota, Metazoa, Chordata, Lepidosauria, Squamata, Lacertidae. The record is from RefSeq and is a predicted model, not a curated record.